Messenger RNA from Fusarium graminearum PH-1, 348 nucleotides. RefSeq lists its product as uncharacterized. The record is from RefSeq and is a predicted model, not a curated record. Bases 1 to 348 code for a protein of 115 amino acids. NCBI's taxonomy places the organism in Eukaryota, Fungi, Ascomycota, Sordariomycetes, Hypocreales, Nectriaceae. The transcript has 4 exons.
AUGCAGAUCUUCACUCUCGCCACCCUCCUUGCCCUCAUGGAGAUUGCCUCGGCCAAGCUUCACAACCAGGCCGUUUGCGUCACCAACCGCAAGUACGCUUCCAACGGAGGAACUCCCUUCAGCGUCAGCUACAACUGGCGUGUAAACUACGAGAUUCUUCCCGACGCCACCAGAUGCGCUUGCGACUACUACAGGAACCGCAACACUGGUAACAACCAGUGGGAUAAGUGCCCUGACUGCAACUUUGAUGGUCUUGUUUGCGGGUCUCGGGACUGGCACAUUGGCGGUGAUGAGUUCACCUACUACUGCGAGAAGAAGUGUGGUGCCCAGGGAGCUGAGGCUAACUAG